Messenger RNA from Austrofundulus limnaeus, 2276 nucleotides. It is a transcript of the gene apol, whose product is annotated as apolipoprotein L. Gene Ontology annotation, molecular function: lipid binding. Gene Ontology annotation, biological process: lipoprotein metabolic process; lipid transport. The transcript has 4 exons. Lineage: Eukaryota; Metazoa; Chordata; Actinopteri; Cyprinodontiformes; Rivulidae. Gene Ontology annotation, cellular component: extracellular region; membrane. The record is from RefSeq and is a predicted model, not a curated record. The coding region runs from base 191 to 1891 and encodes 566 amino acids.
CACGACCAAAACAAUUUUCAGUGGAGUGAGGCGGAGCGACGGAACCUGCUGAUGUGGAGAAACUUAUAAACGAAACCAAACACACCCGAGGUUGGAUCAGGAACUUUUACUCGCUGCGAACUCUCUGUUUGCUCUUUAGUUUGGAUUCUUUUCCAAGCAGAAACAGGUGGAGACAACAGAAAGAGAAGACAUGUCUGCAGCCAGGAAGGAUCUCCAGGAGGCCUUGCUCCACUACGCCACAGACACCAUGAGCUUCAUCCACACAGUGAGGGAAUUCUGUGAGACGUUCCAMAAGUGGAUGCUGUGGAGGGAGACGGAGCUGGACAUGAUGAGGGACAUCAAAGACAGAGUCGACAGGAUCGACCUGAGCUUCAGCCACGUCACGCAGUCGCAGAGCACAGGAAAGGCUUUUUGGGAAUUUGUGAAGAACAAGUUCCAGAUAAACGUCGACAACAAGUACGCAGAGCUGGAGAAGGAGCUGACUGAGGUGGUCAACGACACGCUGGAAGGUCUGGAGAAGCUCGGCUGCUUCCUGGAUGCAGUGGAGAGGCUGGCGGUCACCUCGCUGCACGUGUUCGCAGACAACCAGGUGCUGCGCCUGCCGGAGGAGGUCGGCCUCGACAACGUUCAGGUCACCGUCACGGCCGCGCGGCUCAUCUGUCCUCUCCUCCUGGAGUUCAAGAGAGACGACGACGUCUUCUUCCUGCCGAAACGGCAGAACUUAGAUGUGUUGGCGUAUCAGCUGGACCGAUACAUUCAGACCAGCAAAACCAUCUGUGAGAAGAUGGAGAAAAGCUGUUUCAGUGAGCUUUUCUUGAAAAAGAUUGAGGACAUUGAGGUAAACGUCGAUGGUUUGUCUGAAAAUGACGCUCGGAGGAUGCUUGAUCACAUCAAUCAGCUUGAUGAUAUCAGAACGGACCCGUGCUUCAGGACGGUGUUUUUGUUCCAGGAGAAAUCCUCCGAUGACUUCAUCAGAGAGUUCAGCGAGCGUCAGCCCCGGAUGUUGGAGUUUCUGGACGGUUUGGAGAAGAACGCCGUUCAGUUGGACAAGAUGUGCAAAGGAGCAAAGAUCUCCAGCGUGGCGGGCAGCUCGGUGGGGGCGGUUGGAGGUGUGCUCUCCAUCGUUGGCUUGGCACUGAUGCCGGUUACAGCGGGGGCGUCCUUGGCUCUGACCAUAACUGGACUUGGGAUGGGGAUCACCAGCGGCGUCAACAGCUUGGUCACCACUGCGACAGAGAUCGGCGUGAACCACACGCAUCAAAAGAAAGCCAGCGAGUUGUUCCAAAGCUUUAUGGAAGAUGUGACGAAACUACAGGAAGAAGUGAGCCGACAAACCGUUUCCAAACUGGAAACCGGAGCCUUCCAGGUGGCUGUGGGAGUGGGCAACGUGGUCUGUAAAGCUGGAACUKUUGGGAAAAGCAUCGAUUCAAUCACGGAUGCUGCCAGUAAAGUGGUGGCUCAGGAAGGGCAGGCGUUACGGAGCAUACCCAGGGUGGCCUCAGACAUCCCAGAUGUGGGUCAGGCAGCAGCUAAAGGGGCUUUCAUUGCAUCAAAGUCGGUCAGAGCCGGUAUGAUAGCAGUCAACGCGCUCUUCGUCGGCAUGGACAUCUUCUUCAUCUGUAAGGACAGCAUGAGUCUGGCCAAAGGCAGCGAGACGCACGUCUCCCAGUUCAUCCGAGCCAGAGCUGCUCUCUGGAGCUCAGAGAUCGACUCGUGGAGGAACAUCCACGACUCGCUGACUCAAGGUCUCGAAACGUCUGGGAAAAAGGAAGCCGUUCUCGAGAGCCCGUUUUAUCUGAAUACUGGGAUGGAGAUACUGGAAGAAGUAGAGGAGGACCUUUAUUCUGAAGGUGUGGAAGAAAAACAGAUUAGCAGAUGUGUGAUACAGUAAUAUAACAGUUUUUCAACAGUGGCCCUUUUUUAAUGAUCAGUUAAAUGAAGCUUUUAGACAAUUGAUUCAACAUCCACCGAUUUAUUCAACUGAAAUUCAUUCUCUGGUAAUAAAUAAAUAAAUAAAUAAAUACUGUAUACAUAUGUCAAAGUUCUCAUAAAAUAAAAACACUGGCAAAAAAUACUUAACAAAUAUAAAGUAUUUCUAUUUUGAUUGUUGUUGCUGAAACAUGUCUUGGUACAUCUGUUUAUUGUCUUGUUCUGGUCUCAUUUCAUUUUGUACUGAAGAUCAUUUUUAUUCUAAAUAAUGCAGUUUACAGUACAAUAUAUCUUUGACAAAUACUUACUUUUUUGACUCUGCUGAUGAUUUUUUAAAGUCUCUUUGC